Molecule: messenger RNA, 4191 nt
Organism: Pleuronectes platessa (European plaice)
Lineage: Eukaryota; Metazoa; Chordata; Actinopteri; Pleuronectiformes; Pleuronectidae
Product: NLR family CARD domain-containing protein 3-like
Exons: 13
Coding region: 197-3400 (1067 amino acids)
Molecular function (GO): protein binding
Source: RefSeq, a predicted model, not a curated record
GGAGGAGCCUCCAGUGAAAGUGAAAGUGUUCAGACUCGUUCUCACUUCAAGGUACCUUGGAGCAGACGGAGGAGACGUGAAGUCUGAGGCUGUACCUGCAGAGAGGGGGAGGAGCCUCCAGUGAAAGUGUUCAGACUGGUUCUCACUUCAAGGAGCAGACGGAGGAGACGUGAAGUCUGAGGCUGGGAGGAGGAGCAUGAGAACAGGGAGCGGUCAGACUCCAUUUUCACCUGGACGAGCAGAAGGAAGGAAAGUGAGCAGACUGAAGAUGAGUGGUUAUGAGGAGGAAGAGGACAGAGCAGAGUCUCCAGGGUCCAGCUGUCUGUCUCUGAAGAGUGACCGGUCCAUGAGAACUCCUCCAGUCUUCAGUAAAGAACCUGGACCCUCACACACAGAAGGUCAGGACCACAGACUGAGAGCAGAGUCUCCAGGGUCCAGCUGUCUGUCUCUGAAGAGUGACUGGUCCAAAAAUGAGCCUCCAAACUUCAGUAAUGAACCUGGACCCUCACCCACAGAGGAGAGGAAGAGGAGUCAUGUUUCUGAGGAGGAGCAGUCGUCCUGCUGUGCUUCGUGUCAGGACGUCCUGAAGGAUCCAAUCUCCACCAGCUGUGGACACUGGUUCUGCAGACAGUGCAUCACCUCAUACUGGGACCAGUCUGGUUCUUCAGGAGACUCCUCCUGUCCCCAGUGUGGACAAAGAUCCAGAACAGGAGCUGGAGCAGAUCGUGGUCUGCAGGAGGUUUCAGAUGAACAUAAGCUCAGUGUGAGGAGGAGAUGUGAACAUGUGACUGAAGGAAGUGAUGAAACAGGAAGUAGAACCCUCCUCAACAGGAUCUACACUGAGCUCUACAUCACAGAGGGACAGAGUGAAGAGGUUAAUACUCAACAUGAGGUGAGGCAGCUUGAGACGGCUUCCAAGAAGAAGAUCCUCCAGGACACUCCCAUCAAGGUCCAGGACAUCUUUAAAGCCUCCACUGACCAGCAGAGCAGCAUCAGAGUCGUCCUGACCAACGGCGUCGCUGGCGUUGGAAAAACCUUCUUGGUGCAGAAGUUCACUCUGGACUGGGCAGAGGGUUUAGAGAACCAGGAUGUGGGUCUGCUGGCUGUGCUUUCGUUCAGGGAGCUGAACCUGGUGAAGGACCAGCAGCACAGUCUUCUCACGCUGCUCCAUGUUUUCCAUCCAGCGUUACAGAAGCUCACUGCAGAGACGCUCACUGUCUGUAAACCAUUGUUCAUCUUUGACGGCCUGGAUGAAAGCAGACCUUCUCUGGACUUCAACCACAGGGAGCUUGUGUCUGAGGUCACACAGAGGUCAUCAGUCAACGUGCUGCUGACAAACCUCAUCCGGGGGAAUCUGCUUCCCUCGGCUCUCGUCUGGAUAACCUCCAGACCUGCGGCGGCCAAUCAGAUCCCUCCUUCAUGUGUUGACAGGGUCACAGAAGUACGAGGCUUCACUGAGGCCCAGAAGGAGGAGUACUUCAGGAGGAGGUUCAGUGAUGAAGAGCUGUGCAGCAGAAUCAUCUCACACAUCAAGACGUCCAGGAGCCUCCACAUCAUGUGUCAAAUCCCAGUCUUCUGCUGGAUCAGUGCUACAGUUCUGGAGCACAUGUUGACCACAGACCAGAGAGGAGAGCUGCCCAAGACCCUGACUGACCUGUACUCACACUUCCUGCUGGUUCAGACAAAGAGGAAGAACAACAAGUACGCUGAGGGACAUGAGACGAGUCCACAGCAGCUGACGGAGGCUGACAGGGACGUUCUCCUGAAGCUGGGGAGGCUGGCGCUUAAACAUCUGGAGGAAGGAAACAUCAUGUUCUACCAAGAAGACCUGGAGCGGUGUGGUCUUAAUGUCACAGAGGCCUCGGUGUACUCAGGAGUUUGUACUGAGAUCUUCAGAAGAGAGUGUGUGAUCUUCCAGAAAUCAAUCUACUGCUUUGUUCAUCUGAGCGUUCAGGAGUUUCUGGCUGCAGUCUACAUGUUCCACUGUUACACCGAGAGGAACAUAGAAGAACUCAACAGCUUCUUAGGAGCAUAUGGGAACACAUGGGGUACCUUCUCCCUGGAUGACCUCCUGAAGAGAACCAUGAAGAAAUCCCUCACCAGUACAAAUGGUCAUCUGGACCUGUUUGUUCGCUUCCUUCACGGCCUCAGUCUGGAGUCCAACCAGAGAGUCUUAGGAGGCCUGCUGGGUCAGAGAGAGAACAAUCCAGAGAUCAUCCAGAGAGUCUCAGGAUGGCUGCUGGGUCGGAGAGAGAACAUUCCAGAUAUCAUCCAGAGAGACUUAAGAGACCUGCUGGGUCGGACAGGGAACAAUCCAGAGAUCAUCCAGAGAGUCUCAGGAUGGCUGCUGGGUCGGACAGGGAACAAUCCAGAGAUCAUCCAGAGAGUCAUCAACAACCUGAAGAAGAUGAAGAGUGAUAAGAUUUCUCCUGACAGAAGCAUCAACAUCUUCCACUGUCUGACUGAGAUGAACGACCACUCAGUUCAUCAGCAGAUGAAACAGUUCCUGACAUCAGAGAACAGAUCAAAGGAGAAACUCUCUGGGAUCCACUGCUCAGCUCUGGCCUACAUGCUGCAGAUGUCAGAGGAGGUUCUGGAUGAGUUGAACCUGGAGAAGUUCAACACAUCAGACCAGGGUCGACUGAGACUGAUCCCAGCUGUGAGGAACUGCAGGAAGGCUAAACUCAGUGGUUGUGGACUCUCAGAGAUUCACUGUGAAGUCGUGGCCUCAGCUCUGAAGUCAGACCCCUCACAUCUGAGAGAACUGGAUCUGAGUGACAACAAGCUGCAGGACUCAGGAGUGAAGCUGCUGUGUUCUGGACUGGAGAGUCCAAACUGUCGACUGGAGACUCUGAGGUUGUAUCACUGCAGUCUGUCAGAGAUCAGCUGUUCUUCUCUGGCUUCAGCUCUGAGGUCAAACCCCUCUCAUCUGAGAGAACUGGAUCUGAGAUACAACAGCCUGCAGGACUCAGGAGUGAAGGAGCUGUGUGGUUUUCUACAGAGUCCAACCUGUCGACUGGAGACUUUGAGACUUGGUCAUUGUGAACUCUCAGAGACUCACUGUGAAGUCGUGGCCUCAGCUCUGAAGUCAGACCCCUCACGUCUGAGAGAACUGGAUCUGAGUAUCAACUUCCUGCAGGACUCAGGAGUGAAGCUGCUGUGUUCUGGACUGGAGAGUCCAAACUGUCGACUGGAGACUCUGAGGUUGUUGAACUGCAGUCUGACAGAGAUCAGCUGUUGUUCUCUGGCUUCAGCUCUGAGGUCAAACCCCUCUCAUCUGAGAGAACUGGAUCUGAGCUACAACAACCUGCAGGACUCAGCAGUGAAGAAGCUUCUUGAUCUACAGCAGAGUCCAACCUGUCGACUGGAGACUCUGAGGUGGGAGGGGAGGUCUUACUGAAGGUGAGUGUGAAGAGGACAGUGUGUGUGGACGGAGGCUGAGCUGUGUCCUGAGGAUCCAGAGGCUGAAGCAGCAGCAGCUUGUGUGUAGUCUCCAAUCUACACAACCCCUAAUCUGCAUGUGUUUGUGAGAUGAAGCCUGAGCACCUGGAGAAAACACGGGGAGAACAUGCAGACUCCACACAGGAAGACCCCAUCUGAACCAGAUUCAAACCAGCAACCUUCCUGCCCCGAUUGUGUUUAUUCACAUGAAGAUUGUGUUUAUUGAAAUGACACAACACAAACAGAAUAUAUAAACCCUCUAUAAAGACUCACAUACAGUGUGUUUAAGUUUGUCUUUAUUAUUGUCCACCUUUGUCCCUCAGUGUGUCUCCAUGUGUGUAGAACCACAUUCUGUGUAUAUGUUUGUUUAUGAUCUUAAAGUUCCUGGAUUCACGUCACAAAUUGAUUUAGUUCAACACAAAGUUCAACACAUUGAAAUCACUUUGAGUUUAAAAUCAGAGUUUUGUCUUUGACACAAAAGAUCAAAACUCUGGACUUAAAAAUGGGACGUUUUCAUUUCUGCAUCAGGUGCAGAGCGGUGGUGGCUUUUCUACUUUUGACCCACAGGUGGCGCUGCAGUAUAACAGCAGCACAUCCCAGUCAAAGCCUUUAUAUUCAGUCUAUGAGUCAAACACAUGGAUCAUUUCCUCUGUGACAAACCAGAUGUAACAAGAAGAAAAACAUCUCAGAGAGAAAAGUUCUGUUUCUACUUGUCUCUGCUUUAAUGCUCAAUAAACAUCCUUCCACCGA